UACUUACAUGUACAUGCAGAUACAUACAUGCAUACACACAUAUUCACUGUUCUGCUUUCCAUAGAUUCACGUCUUAAAAUAUAUGUUACUCUUCUGUUCAUGUAUCUAGCUAAUACAAAGCUCUACAUUUCAAAGGCUGCAUUUGUAUUUUCCAGGGAGCUUCGGAGAAAGAACAUUACGGUGAACCUGUGGGUGGUUAAUGAGCGUUGGCUGUUCUCUGUGCUGUGGUGUGCGGGGGCCAGCUCUGUUACCACCAACUCCUGCCACCUCCUGAAAGUCAUGGAGCGGCCUGACUGGAUCCUGGCACCUCUUACAUACAAGAUAAUAUGGAUUACAGUGGACAUUGUAUCUAUUCUGAUAAUGACUGGACUUUACAUCUUUCGAUGGAAAACACACUGUUUCUGUCACAGAAAAGGGAAAGACAAGCAAAGAAACAAUAUUUCAGCGUGGAAUGAUAAAGAACUGUCUCCCUUCUUACCCACUGGGUAGUUCACCCUACACCGGCAGUUUUUUUUCUCUCAAAACUGACGUACAUCCCUGUCUGCACUGACAAAAUACUUUGGACCUAAAUAAGGACAAAAGCAAGUUGAUGUGAAUAACCAUACAUUGUAUUUACAAAGCCAUGAAUAUAAGAAUGUUAUAUUUUCAGAUGUUUUGGGUUUCUGUAUAAGUCUAGCAGGUUAACUGUGUUUUAAUCAUUCUUCUGAUACUACUGAAAAUACAAAGCUUUUCUUUGAUUGUAUCAAUGUGCCCUGUAGAACUGCACUGAAUUUCCUCUUGGCACUUUAUGUAAUUUUAAUGUUGUUUUUUUUUCAUUUGUUGCUGUUUGAUUCAUUAUAAACCUUUUUUUCAUGGUGUGAAUACUGCAGGAAAUAUGUGUAUCUACUGUAUCCUGAGCCAAAAGCAUUAUGAUUAUUUUCUAUGA
Molecule: messenger RNA, 925 nt
Organism: Plectropomus leopardus (leopard coralgrouper)
Lineage: Eukaryota; Metazoa; Chordata; Actinopteri; Perciformes; Serranidae
Source: RefSeq, a predicted model, not a curated record